UGGUGGACCGGGUGGUGGUGGACCGGGUGCUGGUGGACCGGGUGCUGGUGGACCAGGUGCUGGUGGACCUGGUGCAGGCGGACCUGGUGCGGGCGGACCGGGUGGAGGAAAAGAAUAUCUCACCGAUGAUGGUAAAAAAAUGCGCCCUGGAGGAAAACCUGGAGAGAUGACGUUAACAGAAAGUGAGGAAAAAGUAAGACAAGGUGCUAAACCCGGCGAUUUCAUUGGGUCAGAUGGAAGAUCUAUUAAGAGCAUGGAUAUGACUACUGCUGAUGGAAAACAUGCUAAACCUGGUGGUAAACCAGGUGAGUGGUUAGUAGAAGAUGAACAAUCAUUACAUCCUGGUGCCAAACCAGGAGAGUAUAUAACUCCAGAUGGAAAAGUCGUCAAAGCAGGUGGACGACCUGGAGAAUUUACUAGUGCUGAUGGGGAACAUGUAAAGGCUGGCGGUAAGCCAGGAGAAUGGCGCUUGGAUGACGGAACAACAGUUCUGUCUGCAGAAAGACCAGAAGAAUUCGUCGCGGAUGAUGGAACGUCAAUACGUGCCGCUUCGCUCCGUACAAAAGAUGGAAAAGAAUUAAAACAGGGUGGGAAACCAGGUGAAUGGUUAACUGAAGAUGGAAAACCAGUAAGGGGAGGGACAGUUCCUGGUCAAUUCGUCACAGACGAUGGUGGUUCUAUGUUUGCAGAUAGACCAUCAGAAUUUAUGACAGCUGAUGGAAAGAAGGUAAGAGCAGGACCGAAUCCAGGCGAAUGGAUUCUGGAAGAUGGAACAAUAGUUCGACCAGGAGAAAGACCCGGUGAUUUUGUUACUGCUGAUGGUAGACCAAUUCAUUUAGGAGAUUUUGAUGAUAAAGCGGGAGGUCGAGCUGGUGAUGACCGAAGUGGCGAUUGGGAAACUGAUACGGGAGAAGUGGUUCAUGCUGGAGAUACACAUGGAAAAUGGGUAACGGACUCUAAAAUGAAAUUACGCCCAGGGGAUGACUACGGUGCAUUUAUAACUCCAGACGAUAAGAUAGUCCACACUAAAGAAAGACCAAAAGAAUUUGUCAGUACCGCAGGUGAUCAUGUAAAAGCAAUAAGCGAUAAACCGGGCGAAUGGGUGAUGGAUGAUGGUACCAUUGUUAAACCGGAGGAUCAUUUGGACGAAUACGUGGAUACGGCCGGUAAGAUUCUUCAUGCGCCUGAGAUCGUAACCGACGAUGGACGCCAUUUAAGACGAGGAUCUAAGCCUGGGGAGUGGAUAGAUGACAGUGGCAAUAUUCUUCGAGUUGGAUCGUCCACCGGUGAAUUUGUUAUGGCUGACGGAACGGUAUUAAAAGCUAGUCAUCGACCGGAUGAAUUUGUUGCUGUAGAGGGCACUAAAAUGGUUCACGGGGAAAAGGCUGGUGAAUGGAUUGAAGAAGAUGGCACGGUUGCCAUUCCAGCAGAACGUCCUGGUGAUUAUGUCACCGAAGAAGGUCAAGAAAUUCACUUAUCCAUAGCAGGAAGCGCUGGUGGUAUUCCAGGAUUUCGCGACUCAGAUAUGGUGGAUACUUGUACAGCGAAGAAAAUUCCAGCUCCACCUUGUGCACCACCUCCAGUAUGUGCUGCUAAUAAAGCUAUGGAAGGUGGAUUACCACCACCAUGCGCAGCAAAACCAAAACCAAGCGCAGCAACGCCACCACCAGGCGCAGCAACGCCACCAAAACCAGAACAAGUAUGCACUGCUAUUUGCGCUACCAAAGGAGCCGAAGCAGCUACAGCUGGACCAUCUACAAGCGAAGGAGCACCAGAAGCUGUAUCUGAAGUAACACCAGAUGCUGUAUCUGAAGUUCCAGCUGAAGCUGCGCCAGAAAGCAUACCCGAAGCUGUGUCAGAAGCUGCAGUCGAAACUGAACUAGAAGCUACACCCGAUGCUGCGCCUGUAGCUACACCCGAUGCUGCGUCAGCAGUUUCACCUGAACCCGCACCAGAAGCUCCACCUGAAGCUGCACCAGAAGCUGCGCCAGAAGCUGCAGCAGAAGCACCACCAGAAGCUGCACCAGAAGCUGCACCAGAAGCUGCUCCUGAUCAACCUAUGUCGAAGUCAGAAUUAGAUGGAAUGAGUAAAGAAGAUUUAGUACAACAAAUAAUCAGUAAAGAUGCGGAAAUAAUUUCCCUAAAAACUUCCCUUGCCGCAAGCGAAGAAGAUCGUUUACAACAAAAAGAAGUAUCUGCAAGCGCAAUACAAGGUUUAGAGCAAUUAAAAGAUGCUGUUGAUGGUCAAUCUUUAGAUAGUACUGACGUGGAGAUACCCGAAGACGCUAGUGUCGAUUUCCUUCGUGAUGUAAUCACCAAAGGUAAAAUAAAAAUCAAGACUCUUAAGCAGGAACGUGAUGGGCUUAAAAGGAAAGUGACUAAACUUGAAGAUCAAUUGCGCGCAUGUGGACAAAUUCCAGAUGAUGUCGAUAGUUUCCAAGACAAGUGUUCCUUAUUAUCAGAACGCGACAAAUUGAAACGUCAAGUAUCAACAUUAAGCCAAAGAGAUCAAAGAUCAUCUCUUAAAAUAAGUGAACUUGAAAAGGAAAUGGGAGAUAAAGAGAAAAAAAUGGAAUGCACUUGCCAAGAACUGGAACAAGUAAAAGCUGAAAGAGAUUUAUUACGCAGGAGGUCAAUGGAAGUAGGCGAUAAAGACCAAGAAAUGGAACGGCUUAAGUAUCGCGUUAAAGAAGCUGACGUUUUAAGAAUAGAAAGGGAUCGAAUGAAAGCGAGAGUUGACGAAUUAUCAAACAUCGAAAAUGAAUAUAUGGAACUUUUGAAUAAAACAAAAGGUUUUGAGUGUAUUAAAGCCGAAAGAGAUAAAUACAAACAGAAAUUUGAAGUUUUAACUACGUUAGAAAAGGAAUGUGAGCAAUUAAAAUGUCAAGUGGAACGUGCUAAGUCUUUGGAUGAUGAAAGAAAUGCUUUACAACGACAAGUGAGGGAUUGCGAGUGUUGUAUAGCUGACCAAGAAGAUGAAAUCAAUAGAUUAGUCGCGCAUAUUGAAUGCCUGGCAAAAGGAAGGGAUGAGCAACAGGAACGUAUGUGUGCCGCCCUCGCUGACGCACGAGCAGAAAUAGAAAAGAAAGAUACAAUAAUAGCUAAUUCGGCACAAGAAUUAGCAAAAGUUCAAGAUUACCUUAAAAACACUAUUUCGGAUGUCUCCUUUGAACAAAAUCAACUAAAAAACAAAGUCGAUGAGCUUGAAGAAGAUUGCGGAUGUCUUAGCGCAAAAUUAGAAGCAAAGAAGAAAGAAUGCGACGAUUUGAAUACUGCAAUCCAAGAUAAAGAUCAUUUAAUAGCCUGUCUUUCUAAGAGUGUGAAAGUGGAAGAUAUUGAAUGUCCGGUUUUAAAAUCCUUAUUAAGCAAAGAUCUUGAAAAAGAUAAAAGCGUUGGUGGAAAAGAUAAGAAAGAUGGUGAGUGUAUAUGUGAAGUUGAAAAUAAAGAUCGAUCCGUUGGGGAUGGUUCUCGUAUUGCUGCAGAAGAAGUCGCAAUUGAAAUGACAUGCGAAUGUGAAUGGACAGAGCCACCACAACAACCGACAAAAGAUACCGGAACAAUUUGCGGACCAAAUUACUCUAGAAGUAGGGAACCGCAGAGGCAAUCGAGAAUAUUACAAGCAGAAAGACCAUGGGAAAGUGAAGGACCUGGACAGAGAAAAAAUGUAGGCACCGAUAAGGGAUGGGAAAGUGAAGGUGGACAAAUUUGUCAAUCUCGACCGACUGAUGCAACUAAACCCUCCCCGGGUACUGGGAGCCAUAUCUCUGAGUAUUCAUCUCAGGGAUCUCCAUGCACAUGCGGAGGAACGACUGGGGGAAUGGGUUUACCAAGACAAGAAGAUCAUGGAAAUUAUGUUUUAUGCCCAUAUUCCAGAGGAAGAGGUGACACUCAACCGAAUGCCGUGAUGGCAGGUGAGCAAGAAAGAGAUAUGAGAAGAGGAAUGAAUAUUGAAAGAGCGAUGGUUGGAGCACAAAAUGUUGUUCCUUGUCCAUUUAGGCAACCACAAGUUGGACCACCACAAGUUGGACCACCGCAAGUUGGACAGGGUGCAGGAGGUUACGACCGAAGUUAUGAAAAACAGAUUUAUAUGGAGACUAAAAAGUUAGUGGACAUAAAUAAAAUGGUGCAAGAAAGUAAAUCGAAAAAACUGCCUUGUCAACCUUGCACAUGCUCGAAGAAAUCAAAAACACCCGAGAGAAGAAAAUCAAAAUCAUCUGAACGAAGACAAUCAAAAACUCCUGAGAGGAAGCAAAGUACUCCGCAAAGAGAAAAUAUAUGUUGUGCAUGUACCACUCAGAAUGAAGCCGUAGAAACUACAACUAAAAAAGUCUGUGAUAAAUGUACAUGUACUGAUGAUAAAACCAAAUCAAAGGAAAAACCGAAAAAGAAACCUCCUUCCAAAAAGAAUACAUGCGAUUGUGGAAGUAUUGAUGAUAAAAGCGAUACCUCUUCCUCGGAUAGUAGCGCAUGUAAAUGUCAAGAUAAUAUCUGUAGUGAUGAUGAUGAUGAUGAUAAGAAAUCUUCGAUUUCUAGCGCAUCAUCUAACGAUACUGAUAAAGAUAGCCUCAUAUCCAAUUUAAAACAACAAUUAGCUGAAGCAACAGAAAAGAACUGCAAAUUAAGAGAACAACUAUGCAGUGCAAAAACUAACACGCAUGCGGAUACAAUGUUGGAGCAAUCCAAAGCUGCGGUGAAAAAAAUAGCUGAGGAACUUGCUAAAAAAUUAGAACAAGUUGAAUCUGAAAGAAACGAAGUUCGUAAGGAGAAAAAAGAGGAAUGUAGAAAAAUGGCAGAAAAAAUCAACAAAUUACAAGAUGAAUUGAAAAAUGCCAACAGAACUAUCAAACAAUUAACAGAAGGUAACGUUGACGAUGAAAGAAUGGUAGCUGAGAACAAAAUAUUAAAAAAAGUUUCGAACGAAAUACAAGAAGUUGCCAAAGAGCAAAUACAAGAAUUAGUUGAAACUCUUUGUAAAUGUAAAGAUAGAAUAAAUGAAUUAGAAAAAGAUAGAAAUGCGGUGGGUAAUAAAGACACCAAAGCAUUAAGAGUUGAAGAUUUCGAUGUUGCAAAACAACAACAAUCUGAAUUGAUAGAUCAAUUGAGAACGCAACAAGCGCGCACCGAAGCUUUAGAAAAAAAAUGUCAAUGUCUGCAAGAAUCUAACAAUAAAUUAAAAAACGUUGACGGCGAAAACGAUAACUUAAAAUCCAGCAAUGAUAAACUGAAAAAAGAUCUUGAUGAUAUGUCUGGACGGCUCGAAAAAUCUCAAAAAUCUUUACGAAAGUCGCUUGACGAAUUAGAUAACUCAAAGAGAAAACUAAACGAACUAAAACAUGUGUAUCAAGAUGACAUGGAAGAUAUGCAAGAAAAAGUUGAUAACAUGUUUACUGAAGUAAAAAGGGCUAGAUCAGAAUUGCACGAUAAUGAAGACAGGCAAAAUCAAUUAAGCUCAAGAUGUAACCUAAAAAUAGAUGCCAUUGUUAAACAAAAAAUUCGUUUAGAACAGCGAUUAAAAGAAGCCGAAGAGAAAGCUGCGCAAUCUCAAGAUCAACUCGAUAACUUAUUAAGAGAAGUAUCGGUUUAUAAAAGUAAAUCAAAAAUACCAGUUGGCUCACAAAGAAGAGCUGAUGGAUCACAAACUGUUGGUGGUAGUGGAAAAGGUGCCCUAGCUGAAGGGGCGCAAACCGAUUUUACAAGUUCACCAGAAUACGCAGCCCUGCAAAGUCAAUUGGACUGCGAAAGGAAAAAAUCGCGGGAAUACCAAAAAAGGGCAAGAGCGUUACAAGACCAGAUUGAUGAUAUGAAGCAUUGCGGUGCAAAAGCCGAUCCCGACGAUGUUGAUGAUUUAAAAUAUAAGCUUCAAACUGCCAAUAAACGAAUUCAAGACCUCGAAAAACAGCUAGAAAAACAAAAAUCAGAUUGCUGUCAAAAAAUAAGUGCUUUAAAGAAGGAAAUUGCAGGUUUAGAAGAGUGCUUAUUAUCAAAAACGAGAAAAUCAACAAUGGACACUUCUAACUUAGAAAACGAAAACGCCAAAUUGAAACGAGAUCUUCAAGACUGCAGGGAUUCGUUAGGUAGAAGUAAGAAACCGGAAAGUCCAGACGCUGGUUCUCAAGCUGUGCCAACAACUGUAUCGGAAGUAUCCGAAGCCAUAGAAACUCCACCAUCAAGAGAAUCAAGAGAAACUGAGGUGGAUGUAUUAGAGGCUGGUGAUGAUUCAAAAGGCGGAAAAAUGCAACAGUCUGAAGAUCAGAAAAAGGAAUUAGAAGAUCAAAAAAGAAGUUUGGAAGAGCAAAAGAAAGAGUGUGAAGCAAAACAAAAAGAAUUGGAAGAUAGUUUGAAAGAACUUGAAGAUAAAAAAACCGCACUUGAAACCGUUCAAAGUGAUCUCGAAGCUAAAAAGCAAGAAUUAGAAGAUAAAGUACAAGAAUUGCAAUGUAUCAAAUCUGCGUUAGACGCAAAAAACCAAGAAUUAGAUGCUAAAACACAAGAGUUAGAUGCUAAAAACCAACAAUUAGCAUCAAAGAAUCAAGAAUUAGACGCGAAAAACCAAGAAUUAAUGUCUAAAACUAUGGAAUUAGAUAAUGUUAAAAAACAACUGUCAGAUAAGGAUAGAGAACUCAACGAUGUGAUGAAUGAAUUAGCAAACCUUAAAGACAAAUUACAAGAUAUGUGCAAACAACUUAAUGAUGAAAGAAACCAAAAUAAUAAAUUAAUGCAACAAUUAAAUGAAUGUAAUCAAAAAUUGGAGGAUUUAGCGAAAAGCGCUGGAGAUUGCGAAGCGGAAAGGGAUAAAUUAAUGAGACAGUUAGAUUCGUGCAAAACACAAAUAAGCUCUUUAGAUAAAUCUUACGGCGAUACUAAAGAUCUUGCAUCUAAUCUUGAAGCUAUGAAACGAAAAGUGGAUGAGUUACAAAGAAAUUUGUAUGAAUGCCAAUCAGAAAACUGUGCCCUGCAACAAGAACUUAAUCAAUUAAAAGGGCAACAAGUUGAGAUGCAAGAUACUUUAGAGACUAGUGUUAAAGGUGAUAGAGAAAGUCUUUCCCAAGAUUUAGAUGAUCUAAAAGCGAAAUUAGCCGAGUAUGCUGCGCUUAUACAAAGUCUUCAAGCCGAUAAAGAGAAGUUAACUAAAGAUCUUAACGAUGCUACAAAAGAAAUUGAUACAUUAGAACAUAGUCACGGAGCGGUAGGUGACGAUUUAGAUCAGUUACAAAAGAGAUUAGCGGAACUUCAAGCUGAAAACGAUCGAAUAAAACAGCAAGCGGCCGACCUUCAAUCUGAAAACGGUAACUUAAAGAGUAAAAUGGACGGAAUGGAACAAGAAAGCGCUGCAUUAAAAGAAAAAUUAUCCGCCUCCGAAAAAUCAGCUGGUGAUGCCAGUGGUUUACAAGCACUCAUCGAUCAAUUAAACAAACAAUUGCAAGACGCAAAUAGUAAAAUAUCAUCACUCGAAGGAGAUUUACAAGCUGCCCGAGCCGAAGCAGGGGAUUACAGCAAACAAUUAGCCGACUUAAAGAAAGAAAAAGCUGAUCUCUUAGAUGAAAUUGCAAAACAAAAGAAAGAUAUAGGAGAUUUAAUUGGAAAAACUAAAUUAGCUGAUGCCGCUGACAAAGCUGCAGCCGAUUUAGAGAAAGAAAAAAAAGAUAAAGAAGCUCUCGAAGAUCAGUUAAGAAAACUGCAAGAUCAAUUAAAGAAUAUGAGCGCUCAACCCCCAGCUCCUACGGUAGACAUAGAUGCGUUACAAAAUCAACUUAAAGCCUUACAAGAUGAAUUGAAUAAAAGUAAAGCGCAAAUUUCAGAUUUGCAGAAUCAAUUACAAACCGAACAAGGAAAGAGCGCUGAUUUAGCAAGUAAAUUACAAAGUGAACAAGAAAAGAAUAAAAAGAUGGCAGAUUUAGAGGCACAAUUGGCGGACAUGAAAAAUCAAAAGGACGCUUUACAAAAACAACUUCAAGACGAAACUGAUAAAUACAACGAUUUGGAGAAAAAAGUCGGCGUUUUAAUGGAUAAAAAUAGUGCUUUAGAAAAAGAUUUACAAGAAACCGGAGCAAAACUAGCAACUGCACAAAACAAAGUUGAUCAACUAGCUAAAAGCUCAGGAGAUGAAAUGAAAAAUAUCAGCGAUAAUUAUGAAAAGCAAAUCAAUGACUUACUUAAUCAAAUACAACAACUACAAGAUAAACUUAAAGGGAUGGAAACAGAAAAUGGAAAUCUCAAAGGACAACUUUCUGCUGCCGGUGAUAAUCUUGCACAAAAACUUAAAGAAUGCGAGGAUAAACUUAAAGCUAAAGAAGCUGAACUAUCUGAAGCAAAGGGUCAACUCGAUGCGAAAGCGGCCGAAUUAGCAAAAUGUAAACAAGACUCUCAAGAUGCAUUGGCAGCAAAAGACAAAGAAUUGGCUGCUAUGAAAACCGAAAUGCAUAAAGAAAUGGCAGAAGCCGUGGAAGAUGUGAAAGAAGAAAAAGAGCUCAUUGCUGGUAGAUUAAAGAGUUCGAUGAUACAAUUACAAGAAACCGGAAAAGAAAACGAUGAAAAAGAUGCAUUAAUUCGGGAACUGAAGGAGCUACACAAAGCACUUCAAGAGAAACUUGAACAACAACAAAAAGAUUGUAACGAAAUGAUUGCAAAUUUGAAGGCGCAAUGUGAACAAGAAAAGAAAGAUCUUUUAGCCAAAUACAAUAAAGGAAUUAGUAGUUUACAAAUGUCGCAUGAAGAUAUAGUCGGGGAAGUUUCUAAACAACAUGAGAGAGAUGUCGAAAGUUUGAAGGGUGAAUUAAGGAAGAGCAAAGCGAGCAUCGCAACCUUAGAACAAAAACUCAAAGAUUCUGUUCCUAAACCUCCACCCAAACAAGACAGUACAACAAGUACAGUUAAAUCUUCAGUAAGAGAUAUUCAUGUACAAAAAGAUAAACCAGAGGUUCCUACUAAAGAUUCCUCAACCAUGUCUCGUCUAUCAGAGAAAGGACCGGGUGAAUUAAAAGAAACAACGGGCGAAUCAAAAGGAACAACGGACGAAUCAAAAGGAACAACGGACGAAACAAAAGAAAUGAAAGAUGAAAAAUGUACUUGUGGAAAAGAUCCUCAGUUUGAAGCUCUUCUUCAACGUGCAUUAGACGAAGGAAUAGAGUCUCUAGCGUUUGAAGACCUGCAAUAUAUGCACGGUAAAAUCUGUGAUGCGACGGCUGAUUUAUUGAACAAAAGAGGAACUGGACCGGAAGUUCAACCAAUCGAAACUGACAAGUACAUGUUAAUGAGGAGAAAUGCUAAUUUGGAGAAAUCGAUGAAAGGGAAACAUCACGAAGCACAAAGUUCAAUUAAAAAAUUGGAAAUGGAGGUUGGAAUGGAAAGGAAACGAUUAGAUGAAUUAAGAAAUUCGUUACAAGUGGAAAAAGAAGCCAACAAUGAUCUGCUAAAACGGGUGAAACAACAAAUGAAAGCGAUGUCUAACAUGCAAGUUGAAAAAGAUAUAAUGAAGCAAAAGAAUUCGAUUCACGAAGAAAAAAUACAAAGAUAUAUAUGUAUGUGCGAACAAGAGAAAUCAAAAGUAAAACAACUUGAAAUGGAAUUAGAUAAAGAAAAAUCGAAUGUUAAACGAUUAAAAGAAAUGUUAGAUAUGGAACGGGAUGUGUCUACAUCGAAAAAACGGAGGGAUAAUGAACAAUUAGAUAGUUUGCGAUCUGAAUUGAAUAAGUCUCUAAAUAGCGAGAUGAUGCUCCGAAUGCAAAUUGAACAAACUUAUCCCCCACCUUCCAAGCGGCCUUGCGCAUGUUCAAAACAAAAAUCAGCUCGAGAACGGGCAAGAUCUCCAUCUCCACCGACUUGCCCUCCUUGUCCCUUAUCACGAAAAAGUGGUCCUCCUGCUGAUGGACCACCAAAAGUUUGCCCUCCUUGUCAACCACCACCACCGAAACCAUGUCCUCCAUGUCAACAACCACCGAAAUCUUGUCCCCCUUGUCAACAACCACCACCACCAAAAUGUUGCCCUCCUUGCCAACAACCGCCAAGAUGUCCAGCCUCAUUUUACACAGAAUUAACCCUGCCUUCAAAAACUGAAAAAGGACAACGGCCGCAACUGAAACGUAGAGAUUGCCGUUGUAGUCAACAGGAACCAAGCAGGGAAUAUGAUUAAAAAUUUAAAUGUUUUUGUUAUUUUCGGGGCCGUAUUGCUUGCGUGUAUGUUAGGUAUUGUAUUAAUUAUUAUUUCAAUUUAUAAUUUUUGUAUAUUACGUGUAGAAUAUUUAUGUAACGUACGAAUACUAUCGAUCCAAUUGGUGAUAGUUUCGUUAAAUUCAAUGUAAAAGUCAUUUUUAUAAAUAAACGAUUGUAAAAACGUU
Molecule: messenger RNA, 10334 nt
Organism: Onthophagus taurus
Lineage: Eukaryota; Metazoa; Arthropoda; Insecta; Coleoptera; Scarabaeidae
Product: golgin subfamily B member 1-like
Source: RefSeq, a predicted model, not a curated record